GCCUAUUUCAGGAACUUAAUUAGAUAGGUAGUGGUGGUUCAACAACAUUUAUAUCUAAAACUACAAUAAUUUUUUUUAUUGUAAGGAAAUAAAGUGUAGGGGUUUCUAACCAUAACAGGGCACCAAAAACUUGCUGCAGCUAAUCUACAUUUUAUUUGGAAUUUUUUACUUGAUUUCAAAAAUUGUGAGAGUACAGUUUUUUUUAUUACAAAUUGUGUCAACUGGUUAAUUUUACUGUGUAGAAUUUGUAGCUGAUUCUUACUCCUCUUCCUCAUCUUUUUCUUCUUCUUAAUAUUAUUUUUUAUCAUAAUAAUUACUGGAAGGAGGCCCCAGUGUAGACCCAGAACCCGCUGGAGGGAUCCGCAUGGAAACACUUGGGGAUCGGACUGGAGGAGCUGGGAGAAGCUGCAGGGGCCAGAGACACCUGGGCUUCUUUGCUUGCCCCAUUACCACAGUGCAGUGACCCUAAAAUGUGAUGAUAAAAAGUUUGGACCAUCCUGGGCUAAACAGAGUUUAGAAAUAUCAGAGCAGUUCCACAGUGGGAGCACCUCAGUCCUGCUGCUGCUGCUUUCACCUGGAGCUUCACUGUCACCUGUAAGUGUGAGACACCUGUAUCCACAUUUAAAGGAUUUCUGCCUGAUUUUUGAACAAUGACUCAAGAAGACAAAGCAGAGAAGGCCAAUCUGAAGAAAGCCAAAAAAGCCAAGAGUGAUGUGCAUUCUGGUGAAGACACUAAACUUGGCAAAUAUAAGAAGAUGAAAGUUAAAACCAAAAAGAAGUCUCAGGUCGAAGAGGAGAUGAAGCAGCAGAAGAGCCCUAAACAGGAGAACACAGACUUUGAAUCAGUUGAUGACACAAGGCUCAUGUUAAAAGUAAAGGAGGAACCAGAUGAUGGAGACUUCAUGACUGAAAAGAAAGGGAAGAAAAGGAAAAGAAGGCAAGAGUCCGUUGAUGGCGGUUCUUCCUCUGCGGCACAUUCUAUGCCUAAGAAAAAGAAAAAGGCAGUACAGGAUGGCGAAGGAGACUCUGGUGUUAAGAAGAAAAAGACAAAAGGAAAGAAAGUAAAGAAAGAAGAAAAGGAGGAGCAGCCUAUCUCAAGCAAGAAGAAGAAAAAGACCAAGGAGGAGAUUGAAGCUGCAAGGGCUCUGAAGAUCAAGAAGAGGGAGGAAGAGGAACAGCAGCGAUGGCGCUGGUGGGAGGAGGAGAGGUAUGAAGAUGGUGUCAAGUGGAAGUUUCUAGAACACAAAGGGCCAUAUUUUCCUCCUGACUUUCAGCCCCUCCCAGAUGAUGUCAAGUUCUACUAUGACGGCAAGCAUGUGAAGCUGAGUUUGGCAGCUGAGGAGGUAGCUUUGUUCUUCGCUCAAAUGCUUGACCAUGAAUACACCACUACAGAAGUCUUCCGCAACAACUUCUUUAAAGACUGGAGAAAGGAGAUGACUCUAGAAGAACGCAUGCUGAUCACUGACCUGAAUAAGUGUGACUUUGGUGAGCUGCAUGUCAUGCACCGACAGAAAGUGGAGGCCAGGAAAAACAUGAGCAAGGAGGAGAAGCUGGUAAUUAAAGAGGCCAAUCAGAAGAUUUUAGAAGAGUACGGUUUCUGUAUGUUGGAUCACCAUCGUGAACGCAUUGGCAACUUUAAGAUUGAGCCUCCAGCACUGUUCCGAGGCAGAGGUGACCAUCCUAAACAGGGCAUGCUAAAGAGGAGAAUCCAGCCAGAGGACAUCACCAUCAACUGCAGCAAAGAUUCCCAUAUCCCAGAGCCUCCUGCUGGUCACAAAUGGAAAGAGGUUCGACAUGACAACACGGUAACAUGGUUGGCCAGCUGGACAGAGUGCGUGCAGGGCAGCUGCAAAUAUGUGAUGCUCAACGCAAACUCCAAACUCAAGGGUGAAAAGGACUGGGAGAAAUACGAAGUGGCUCGCAAACUCAAGACGUGCGUGGAUGCUAUCCGAGCCCAGUACCAGGGGGACCUCAAAUCAAAACAGAUGGGUGUUCGGCAGAGAGCUGUGGCCCUCUAUUUCAUCGACAAGCUGGCUCUGAGAGCAGGUAAUGAAAAGGAAGAGGGUGAAACAGCUGAUACAGUGGGUUGCUGCUCUCUGCGUGUGGAGCACAUUACCUUACAUGACACACUCGAUGGAGAGAACUGUGUGGUGGAGUUCGACUUCCUGGGUAAAGACAGCAUCCGCUACUACAACAAGGUUCCUGUCUCCAAAAGGGUUUUUAAAAACGUGAAGCUUUUUAUGGAUAACAAACAGGAAGGAGAUGACCUGUUUGAUCGGCUGAAUACAGCAAUGUUGAAUAAGUAUCUGAGUUCUCUGAUGCCUGGUCUGACUGCGAAGGUUUUCAGGACGUUCAACGCCUCCAUGACUCUACAGCAACAACUCAAAGAGCUCACUAACUCUUUAGAAAACACUGCUGAGAAGCUGCUCUCCUAUAACAGGGCGAACCGGGCGGUUGCAGUUCUCUGUAACCAUCAGCGGGCGCCACCAAAGACCUUUGAACAGUCCAUGGCCAACCUGCAAACAAAGAUUGAGAGCAGGAAAGAACAGCUAGCUCUUGCUAAAAAGGAGCUAAAACAAGCAAAGAAGGAGGCAAAAGAAAGCUCAGACACCAAGCUGCAGACUGUGGUGGAGAAGAAGAAGAGGGCAGUGCAGAGGUGUGAGGAACAGCUGCUGAGGAUGGAAGUUCAGGCUACAGACAAAGAGGAGAACAAGCAGAUCGCCCUGGGCACCUCCAAGCUAAACUACCUGGACCCACGCAUCAGCGUGGCCUGGUGUAAGAACAUGGAGGUGCCGCUGGAUAAAAUCUACAACAAGACGCAGAGGGACAAGUUUGCUUGGGCCAUCGACAUGACUGAGCUUGACUUUCAGUUUUAACUAGUCUGUAAUUCAACUUCUCAGGUUUUAUCAUGAUGCUGUUAGCAGCAGACAUACUUUUAAAAUGCAGUUUGCACUUUAUUGUUCUUUGAUCAAAUGUCAAUUUUUUAGUACAAGACGUUAAUAAAUCGUUUUAUC
Messenger RNA from Trichomycterus rosablanca, 3014 nucleotides. RefSeq names its product DNA topoisomerase I, mitochondrial. The record is from RefSeq and is a predicted model, not a curated record. Gene Ontology annotation, cellular component: chromosome; nucleolus. Gene Ontology annotation, molecular function: DNA topoisomerase type I (single strand cut, ATP-independent) activity; DNA binding. Bases 651 to 2876 code for a protein of 741 amino acids. Lineage: Eukaryota; Metazoa; Chordata; Actinopteri; Siluriformes; Trichomycteridae. The transcript is spliced from 21 exons. Gene Ontology annotation, biological process: DNA topological change; chromosome segregation; DNA replication.